AUGGAAACCCUAAUUCAGGACUACAGAAAGAUCGACGGCGUAAACAUUGCACACGCUGGAAAAACAACCGUCUCGCUUUUUCGAUUUGGCGAAAGCGCUGAAGGCCAUUCGAAAACGAAGAUGGAAGAGACUUGGGAGAUCGAAGAGGUUGAUUUUAAUAUCCAGGGUUUAUCGAUGGACUUCUUUUUACCUCCCAGCGAUUUAAAGAAGGAAAAGGAAGGAGUUGGUGCAACGAGUAAUGGAAAGUUGCCGUUGACGAUGAGAUGUGCGGCGGCGGCGGCGGCGACUGCUGGUUCGAAGAUUUGUUCGUCGAGAGUGGCGGCCAUUGAUGUCGAUGAAUCGGAGGGCAGUAAUCAGAGUGAUGAAGAUGAAGAGGCUGAGCCGUGAAGAAAUAUAUUUAAAUUUUGAAACUCAAAUUUUUGGAAAUUUGUACAUAAUCCAUGACAUUAUAUAUGUAAAGAGAGAGCUCUCUAUUUAUAGACUUUUCCAGGUAUGUAGGCCUGGGCUUUAAUGGUUUUGGGCCCAACUAAUAACUUGGGCUUUAUGAACUUUGAGCCCAAACCCUUUGAAGUUGGGCUUU
Molecule: messenger RNA, 580 nt
Organism: Cucurbita pepo subsp. pepo (vegetable marrow)
Lineage: Eukaryota; Viridiplantae; Streptophyta; Magnoliopsida; Cucurbitales; Cucurbitaceae
Source: RefSeq, a predicted model, not a curated record